Messenger RNA from Cotesia congregata, 702 nucleotides. The record is from the annotation of a GenBank genome assembly. NCBI's taxonomy places the organism in Eukaryota, Metazoa, Arthropoda, Insecta, Hymenoptera, Braconidae.
AUGGAUGGGAUUAAAAGUGAAGAUGAUAGUCAACGAACUAUCAACGAUGGCGAUUGGCUCUGUCCUGAUUCACAGUGUGGAAAUGUCAACUUUGCCAGACGCAAUUCUUGUAAUCGCUGUGGAAAAGAUAGAGGAGAGUAUGCUAAGAAGAAAAAACUCGGCCAAGAAAUAGGUAAAGUUGCUGCUGAAAAAAGUCGCGGAUUAUUUAGUGCUGAUGAUUGGCAGUGUAGCAAAUGUGGUAACGUCAACUGGGCAAGACGACAGCAAUGUAAUAUGUGCAAUGCACCUAAAUUUGGUGAAGUUGAAGAGCGAACUGGAUAUGGAGGUGGUUACAAUGAUCGAGGAGUAGUCGAGUACAAAGAACGACGGAAUGAUGACGAUGAUGAGUACGAUGAGUUCGGUAGGCGACGCAAGAAAAGAAAAAUUGAUCGCUCUGAUGAUGAUUCUAAGGAUUCUAAGUACAGUAGCUCGCCGAGGAGUAAGUCUAAAGAUUCUAGUGAUGAUAAAAUAGCCGAUGAUUCGGCGCUGCGUGAUGAAGUUAAAAGUAAUUAUGAUGAUGAUGAAGAAGAAAAUGAAGAUGAAGAUGACGAUGAAGAAGGAGAUUUAUCAAAAUAUGAUUUGAGUGAAUGGGAUGAUUUCGUUCCAGAGAAAAAAAGCAUCAAUGGUAAUGCCAAUUAUACUGACAAACAACGUUCAAGGUAA